CAGUUUUUUCUUUUUUUAAAUCUUUUUUUCUUCUCUUUUUUGGCCAUAACGUCUAAUGGUUCGUGUCUGGAAGGAAAAGGUUUAUCUCUGAUCAGAUUUCGGGGAUCCUGAGGGCACACUUAACUAAUGGGAUCCUAUCGAUGUUUCUCCCCCACCUCCAAGGCUGAUCUUUACACGGCGGAAUGUUAAUGUUGCCACAGCCUGUCCGUGUUGUCUUUGGCUGCUCUGAGUCUGCUUUUUAUGGCUGUAGUCGUCGGUCUGUAAUGUCAUGGAGCAUGACGGAUAUGAUUUAACAACAACAAAAGAAAAAAAGAAAAAAAAAAAGAGGCUCACGCGGCGGUAAAGCAACACUUCUGAGACUGGAGGCUGGAGUAUGGAAGUGAUCGCGUUCACUCUGCACAUGUGUGAGGAGAAGUGCGUGUCCCAUGUUGCAUUAGUGUCUGUGUGAAAUGCUGGCCUGUCUGCCAGGGCCAGGUGACCUCCCCCUCCAGCUUCUCCCCCACACGCAGAUGAACACUGGACUUCAGAAAUGGGACACCACACAAAGGAUGAGAUCCGCUCCGUUUCCAACCCCUGCAGAAUUGGAUGCAUAUGCUAAGAAAGUUGCCAACAACCCCCUCACCAUCAAGAUCUUCCCCAACAGUGUCAAGGUCCCCCAGAGAAACCACGUGCGGCGUACAGUGAACGGGCUGGAUACGUCAGGCCAGCGCUACAGCCCUUACCCUUCGUCUCAGGCCAGUGCCAAGACAGGCCUCCUCGCCAUCGUCAAGGUGCCCACUGUCAAAGGCAUCUUAAAAGAUUUUGACGGCAGCCGGGCUCGCUUGCACCCUGAAGUCAUCAUGAACCCUCCCGCCGGAUCCUACCAAGUGGCUUCAACCAGCACUUUAAACCACCACCCACCUCUGCCGAACCUUCCUCGGCUCCAGCAGAGCUUACCCCUUCAACAACAGGACCCGCCUCAGACUCUACAGAUGCCCCUCCCUCAGCAGCAGGGUCCCACCCAGACCCUCAGACACCAUCCCCCCAUGGCCCAGCAUCCUCAGGGCCCACCAAGACUCCAGACUCUGUCUCAGCAUCCAGCCCUUGGCCACCCACAAGGGCCCCCGACCGUCAUGCUUCAACAACAGCACCUUCAGCAGCAGCCGCCACCUUGCCUGCAGGGGGGCAGGAAGCUGCCGGAUGGCGAAGCUCCGCCUAAUGUUACCGUCUCUACCUCAACCAUUCCACUCUCCAUGGCCGCUGGGCUGCACCAGGGCCGCCAGGCCGACCUGAGCACCAUAGUGCAUCAGAUCAACCAGUUCUGCCAAGCUCGUGCCCAAGGCGCAGGAGCCACCUCCAUGUGCGAGGGCCAGAUUGCCAACCCUAGCCCCAUCAGUCGCAACCUGCUCAUCAGCGCCUGCUCCAGGGUGUCCAUGCACAGCAACCCUGCCACCCCUGGCUUCCCCCCGCCCAACUGCAUUAUUGGCCCUCAAGAGAAAGCCACCGCCCUGGUGGUAGGUCACCCACCGCAUAGCGUGGCUGCAUUGAACCACUUGCCUUCCAACCACACUGAUCUCAAGCAGCAGCACCACCUGCAGCAUCUGCAUCCGCAACAGAAUCAGCAGCAACAACAGCUGCAACACAAUACCCAGCAUCAGAAGAUGCGCUCUUGGAAUCAGCACCAGUUGGCUCAUGUUUCCCACAUUCAGAACGGUGGGACCCACCUCUGCAAGCAGCCUUCCAGGGACCCCGCCUUCCAUUUUAAGGGCAUGGGCUACCCUGCAGAGGUGUGUGUGGGUCAGCCUUACACACUGAAACCUCCUGUAGAGAGGCCCACCCCCUCUCCCCCCGUCAACAACAACUGCAUGCCCGGCCCCAUGGCCCACUACACUAAUGGUCACUACUUCCAGUCCCACAUUUGGAACAGCAGCAUCCUCCCCACACCCAACAGUGAUAGCUCCGGGUCUCAGGACAUAGCCAUGCCAUUCCACGGUGCGGGCCCAGGAGGGUGCACCACGCUAGACUGUGGGCCCGCUGGGGCUCCCCAUUACAGGCUGGGAACGAGCUCCUCCACCACCUCCUCCUCCGCCCAGACCAAUCUGAUGCAAACGGCAGAUUACUUGGGUGGGGACUUCCAGACGCCCUAUUUCCGCGAUCAGAAUCUCGGAAUGAUGGGCAAGAUGCACAGGCCUCCUCUGAGCAGGGUAGGUCCAGAGGUUGGGGAUGGCAGAACGGCUCUCAUCCAGCACCCAGGGUACAGAUAAGCUAUGGCCUUGUCUACAAGACAGUUAUCAAAACCCCUUUGUUUAGUCUUAAGAAAGGAAACACAUGAAUAAAACUAAAUUGUUAACUUAAAUAAAUGACCGCUAAUGUUAAAGAGGGUAAAUUAAUAUAUUUAAUGAAGAACAGUAGUUUUUCUUUUUCUUUUUUUUUUUUUUGUUCUUUUUUAAUAAAUCUUGCAAGUGAUCAAUUGCUGCUUUUAUUUUUGUUAAUGAGUGCUUUUACCUGGCACUUUAGGGAACUUUUUUAUGUGUGUGUGUGUGUAUACACAUCUGUACUGUGUGUGUCAUUCCCACCUCUACUCUGUUGUACUAUCUGUGUGCCUGGAUCUCGACAGAUCCUGUGUUAUUUCUACUUCAGAACUAUCGGUUAAGUUUUCUUAUGCAUGUAAGAAGGUUAGAUCCCUCACUGAAAAAAAGCAACAUCGGCUGAUGGAUGUUUUUUUUUUUUUUUUUUUUACAGGGUCAUGUCAUAAAUUUGUUGUUCCGAUUAGUUUUAUUCAAAUUUUCAUUUUGGUGUUGAUGCUCAAAUCUCAUUGUCGCGUCAAGAUUAAACACAAUCAGUUGAGGACAGGAGAGAGAUAGUCACGAACUUGUGUCAGUGCAAAGCCAUCAGACACUGGAGACUAUAAAGUACAGCUGGAAAAGCUCGCUGUAUGCACAUGUAAACAGAGGUUUUGAUUCUUUUUAAAUGUAAUUAUUUAUUUGUAUAGUUGUGCUAUUGGAGACUGAUUCCUCUCUGUCAGAUAAGGACACUUGUAAUCAGGUUGUUUGUACAUAGCAAAGAUCCAGCAGGGAGCAGAUAUGUUGAAAAGAUAAUGCUCUGUCCCGCUGAAAAUGCUGCAAUGAAUUCAGGUGUUUAAAAAAGAAAAAAAAACUUUUUGUCAAUGCCAGGAAGGUUUGGCAACAAGAUUGUGAAACGUUAAGUGCAGAAAAAAAGUCAUGACAGAUAAACUCUCAUACCUUAAAAUGGCCAAAGUCAGGUUAACAAGGACACACUGUUAUUAUGAAGAUGUGCCAUUUCGUGUUUGUUUCCUUUUCAGAUCGUUAUUGUUACCAUGACAAAUGUAUUACUUGAAUGUUGAGAUUAUUUGUUUUGCAGGUGUCGAGAUGGGGGAUAGUUAGUUAUGAGGACAAAACUCUGGAGUAGAAGAAAUAAUAGUGUUACUAAUGUCAUGUAGAAUCGGACUACGAGCCUAACCGGAGUUUUGAUCCCGACAGCGGGAACUUAAGUGAAUUAAGUUAUGUGUAGUUGCUACUGAUUCUGAUGUGAAGUCUGCUCGGAAAGACCAAAUUGAUCACUUGCAAGAUCAGGUAAAACAAAACUGACGUUUUAAGUUUAAAGUGAAACAGCAAAUGCAUUGUUUAUUUUAUUGUACACUGGCUUACCUACUAGACUACUGUAACUUUAAAGUUUAAAGAUUGUGUGUGAAUGUUGCCUGCUGAUGUGAGUAGAGUUAAGGGCGAGUGUGAGUGCGUGUACGUGAGAGUGUGUGUGUCUAUAAAACACAAUGACGCCCAUGUUCUGUUCACCUAACUCCCUAACAGCCCUUAAAAAGCCUUAAGUGUUUGGUCCUUGGACUUCCCUUGAAAAAUGAGCAUGGUUUUAAUGAAAACCCCAAAUAAUGAGGAGAAAGAAGAAGGAGAGGAUACACAGAAACAGCAAUUUUUGGUUUCUUUUUUUCUUUUUCUUUUUUUUUUCCUGGUCUUUUUUAUUUUAAUGAAGUUUUGUUGAAUAGACAGAGCAAUUCCUUAGAGAUUCUUUAUCAUGAAAAGCAAGAAAAAGGAGUCAUAUUUUGUAAUUAUAUAUUUUAGCAAUGUGUAGUUACUGAGCUGUAACGUUUUUUUUUUCCAAGUUUCAAAGCUUCAGUUUGCAGUUGUGACUAUUUAUAAUACUUGAUUUGCUUGUUAUUUAAAAUGUUAUUUUCUUCUUUGUUUCUUGUACUAUUGCUGUGAAAUGGAAGAAGGUCCAGAAGCCUUUCUUUUGUGUCAUUCUGUACGACAGAUAAGAGGCAAGAGCGUGAGAGUUGUGCUACUCUUUUUGUAAUAUUGUAAUAAUAAAAUAAAGUUCUAAUUUAUGCUUUGAAA
Acanthopagrus latus (yellowfin seabream) is the source of this 4346-nucleotide messenger RNA. RefSeq names its product family with sequence similarity 222 member Ba (gene fam222ba). The transcript is spliced from 3 exons. Lineage: Eukaryota; Metazoa; Chordata; Actinopteri; Spariformes; Sparidae. Bases 450 to 2243 code for a protein of 597 amino acids. The record is from RefSeq and is a predicted model, not a curated record.